This is a messenger RNA of Aedes aegypti (yellow fever mosquito), 1055 nucleotides long. Its product is annotated as short stature homeobox protein 2-like. Gene Ontology annotation, biological process: regulation of transcription by RNA polymerase II. NCBI's taxonomy places the organism in Eukaryota, Metazoa, Arthropoda, Insecta, Diptera, Culicidae. Gene Ontology annotation, cellular component: nucleus. Bases 81 to 884 code for a protein of 267 amino acids. The record is from RefSeq and is a predicted model, not a curated record. Gene Ontology annotation, molecular function: sequence-specific double-stranded DNA binding; DNA-binding transcription factor activity, RNA polymerase II-specific. The transcript has 4 exons.
CAGAAAAACGUGACUCAAUUUCGCCAGGAGCGGACGAUGACCGCGGUGCAGAUCAGGACCAGGAUUCCAACGACCCGACCAUGGACUACAACGACAAGCUCAAGUCGUCCCCGGGGCCAUCGGCAUCGGUGGAUUCGCUUCUCAACGGUGGCAUCGGAGGAACAGGACUGGGCAGUCUGGCCAACAACAAGCAACGUCGUUCGCGAACCAAUUUCACACUGGAGCAGCUGAACGAACUGGAACGACUGUUUGAGGAGACGCACUAUCCAGAUGCUUUCAUGAGGGAGGAACUUAGUCAACGGCUGGGACUGAGCGAGGCUAGGGUGCAAGUCUGGUUUCAGAAUCGACGCGCCAAAUGUCGAAAACAUGAGAACCAACUGCAUAAAGGUAUAAUUCUAUCCAGUCACAGCCCACCGGUGACAACCCCCUUGGAACCGUGUCGGAUAGCACCGUACGUGAAUGUGCCAUCGCUAAGAGGUGCUGGAAGCGUGGGUCCACCAGCCGGAAGCAUGACGUCUCCACCGGGAGUCAGUGCAGCAGCUGCUGCCGCUGCUGCAGCCGCCGCCGCUAGCCAUUCCGGAUUCCCGGCGGCAGCGUUUUCCGCCUUCGAUUCGGCAUUCAUUUCGGCUGCUGCGCAUCAGUACGCGGCUGCGCUCUCCUCCGGAACCGUACCGACGGGGCUGUUCUCGCUGUCCCAGUACCGACCGAGUUCCGCGGCAACGGCGGCAGCAGUGGCCGCAACAGCUGCUGCCGCCGCGGCUUCCGUUUCCCUGCCCGGAUUCACCGUUGCGCAUGAUAAAAAUUCCAGCAUCGUAGACCUGCGACUGAAGGCGGAGAAGCACAAAGAGAAUCAAAAGAAAAUUGUGAAUAACGUAUCGUCGUAAAAGUGUAGAGGGAAAGGAGGUCGGUUUACCGAGGUGGAAGAAGAAAUUCAUCCCCACCCACGGACGUUGUCGGAAGUAUAGAUAGACAUUCUUCAGAAAGAAGAAAUAGACCCCAUGUGGGGCACAUAGUGCGUAAUGCAGUUGUCGAUAGCUUCAAUAAAAAGAAUAAAC